Molecule: messenger RNA, 2073 nt
Organism: Miniopterus natalensis
Lineage: Eukaryota; Metazoa; Chordata; Mammalia; Chiroptera; Miniopteridae
Gene: SMNDC1
Product: survival motor neuron domain containing 1
Biological process (GO): regulation of alternative mRNA splicing, via spliceosome; mRNA processing
Cellular component (GO): nucleus; cytoplasm; precatalytic spliceosome
Molecular function (GO): RNA binding
Source: RefSeq, a predicted model, not a curated record
AAAUGACCCCAACACGGUGCUGUCCUUAUUACAGGAGUUUAAAGAAAAUUAGAAAUUAUUUUUUUCCUCUUAGCAACUUUUCUCUGAACUAAGAGUAGAGGUGAUGGUGAUAAACUAAGCUGCAAUGAAUUACAAUGAGUUGGGAGCAAAAUUGGUAAGGUUAUUUCAGGCAGACAGGGAAUUAAAUGUUUUUUUUAAGUUCAGUUUUCAUGGCCUUCCCCUUUUCCCCCUCCAGAUGUCAGAGGAUCUAGCAAAACAGCUGGCAAGCUACAAAGCUCAACUCCAGCAAGUUGAAGCUGCACUGUCUGGAAAUGGAGAAAAUGAAGAUUUGCUAAAAUUAAAGAAAGAUUUACAAGAAGUUAUAGAACUAACCAAAGACCUUCUGUCAACUCAACCUUCAGAAACUCUUGCAAGUUCAGACUGUUUUGCUUCUACUCAGCCCACUCAUUCAUGGAAAGUAGGGGACAAGUGUAUGGCAAUCUGGAGUGAAGAUGGACAGUGUUACGAAGCGGAGAUUGAGGAGAUAGAUGAAGAAAAUGGCACCGCUGCAAUCACCUUUGCUGGCUAUGGCAAUGCUGAAGUGACUCCACUGUUGAACCUCAAGCCUGUAGAAGAAGGAAGGAAGGCAAAGGAGGACAGUGGCAGCAAACCCAUGUCCAAAAAAGAAAUGAUUGCCCAGCAGCGUGAAUACAAAAAGAAGAAAGCUUUGAAAAAAGCACAAAGAAUAAAAGAACUUGAGCAGGAGAGAGAGGACCAGAAAGUGAAAUGGCAACAGUUCAACAACAGGGCCUAUUCUAAAAACAAAAAAGGCCAGGUAAAGAGGAGUAUUUUUGCUUCACCUGAGAGUGUAACUGGCAAAGUUGGAGUAGGAACUUGUGGAAUUGCUGACAAACCUAUGACACAGUAUCAAGAUACCUCUAAAUAUAAUGUCAGGCAUUUGAUGCCUCAAUAAUCAGAAAAACUGUUGGAUUUCAUCUCUGCAGGGCUUUACAUUUACCUUUUUAUCCUUAUAUUUUUCUAAAGGUAAAUUAUUUGUUAGAUGAGUAAGGAAGAUACCAUUGUCGUCAUUGUUUGCCUUCAAUAGAAUGAAACUUGAAGAAAUUGCUUUGAUAACUGCUAUUCAUUUAACUUGCUUCAUUACUACACCAGUUUCCUCAAAGUUUGUUGGGUAAAGCAACUUUUCUAGAUAGAUGGCUGCUUAAAUAAAGCACUUAAAAGAUGAAUUGUCGAUCUUCUAAUAUCAGGCCCAUACUUUUUGUAAAGUUCUAACCUGGAACUUUGAGAACCUUUGAACUUCCCACAUAUUCUAGCAAUUCACUGGAGCAUCAAGGCAAAACCCCAAACUUCUAGAGAUCUUUUAAAUUUUUUUCUUUAUCUUCCACUUAAACUUAGUUGUUGGCCAGUUAAGCCUAAAAAUAGGUUAAUUUAUAAAUGACAAAGGCCAUUUUGAGGUUUUUCCUUCAAUAACUUGUUUCCUAAGCCUGUUAGGCCAUCUCUAAAAUGUAUCCAGCUGUUACUUUCAUUGAGUUUUAGUUUUAUGUAAGAAACCAUGUUUUAGGACCAGCUACCUUUUCUAAUGUUUUGGGGUUUUUUUUUUUGGUUUUUUUUUUUUGUACGUUUGCUUUUUUCCUGUUGGUUUUUCACUUAUGGUAGUGGUACCAUUUUUUUUGGAUGUGAAAUGUUUAUAUGAGAAAACAAAAAGCUGAUGUAUAGCCCUGUAUACAGUGUAGAUACUAUUUUUGUAAAAAAACAAAAAAAAAACAAGGCUAAAUUAAUGAACAAGAGUACUGAAUGUUUCAUCAUUAAAAAUUUGCUGUAUUUCUUGUGCAUUAAUCUGACCAUAAUUUCCUUGUAUAUUAUGUUCAUGUAGCUGAGUUUGUAAUUUUUUGUUAACUAGAUCAAGUUGUCAGCAUUUGCUGGUGUAAGUAAACAUAGUUAUCCUGCGUUGAGUUUAAGCCAAGUAUAUGCAUAGAAAAGUGUCUUCCUGUUAAUGGAAGACGGUGAUUUUUUGGAUGUGUUAAUUUCAGUUUUUGUAUGUUUAAUUUUUAUUAAAUAAAGUGUUUUUAAAAUCUC